AUGCAUCUAAGCCGAUGGGUUAGUGUGGCGUGGCCCGGAUUGCCUCAAUUGUGGCUGCGAGGCGAUCCUGUGGCGUUGGUUCUUGCGGUGGCAUUCGCCGUCCUUCUGAACUUGGCCCUGGUCACCUCGUUGGUGUGGACAGAACUGCUGGAUCCGUUUCAGCGGAAUGUCCUCUGGGCGGUGGUGGGGCUUGUCUGGACAAUCUCGGCGGUAGUUUCCCUACGAUGGUGGCAAUCACGCGAGUCGCCACAACCGGAUGCCGCGGAGGACUUGUUUCGCCACAGUUUAAAUCAAUACUUACAGGGGAAUUGGCUCGAAACCGAGCGGAUGCUGCGACGACUGCUGCGGCGCAAUGGCCACGACGUCGACGCGCGACUGCUGCUGGUCGGGGUGAUGCGACGUACCAAGCGGUUUGACGAAGCCCACCGGCAGCUCGAUCGCCUGGUGGCUUCCGAAGGCUCGGAUAAGUGGCACACCGAGAUUGACCGCGAGUAUGAGUUGCUCGAGCGAGCCGAAGACAGCGCAUUGGAAACCAGCGAAUUAGAUAACGGCAACUCUGAAGUAGAUGAACCGCGACAACUGUCAAGCCCGCAGGGCGACAUCGCGGAUGACGCCGCAGACGGAGAAACCGCCAUGUAUGAACGCUUCACAGACCGCGCACGCAAAGUCAUGCAAUUGGCUAAUCAGGAAGCGCAGCGCUUUAACCACGAGUACAUCGGUACCGAGCACAUCCUGCUUGGUCUGAUCAAAGAAGGUUCUGGUGUUGCCGCCAAUGUGCUGAAGAAUCUCGACGUCGAUCUGCGAAAGAUCCGACUUGAAGUCGAGAAGCUGGUGCAAAGUGGUCCUGAUAUGGUCACCAUGGGCAAACUGCCCCAGACCCCACGAGCCAAGAAGGUCAUCGAGUACUCGAUGGAAGAGGCUCGCAACUUGAGCCACAACUAUGUGGGCACCGAGCACAUUCUGCUGGGCUUGCUGCGAGAGCAAGAAGGCGUUGCCGCCCAGGUGCUGAUGAACCUCGGCCUGAAGUUGGAAGAAGUCCGCGACGAAGUGCUCAACCUGUUGGGUCACGACAUCGGAUCGGAAUCGAGCGAACGCAACCCCGGCGGUGGCGGUGGUUCUUCGGAAUCGUCCAGCCGCAGUGGUCGUUCGAAGACGCCGGCGUUGGACAGCUUUGGUCGCGAUCUGACCGAACUAGCCAAGCAAGGCAAGCUCGACCCGGUGAUCGGUCGCGAGAAAGAAAUCGAACGAGCCAUUCAGAUUCUCUGCCGUCGCACGAAGAACAACCCCGUGCUGCUCGGCGAAGCGGGCGUUGGUAAAACGGCCAUCGUCGAAGGGUUCGCCCAACGCGUGGUUGAUGGCGAUGUGCCCGAGUUGCUGGCCGAGCGACGUAUCGUCGUGCUCGACCUGGCGAUGAUGGUCGCUGGUACCAAGUACCGCGGUCAGUUCGAAGAACGUAUCAAGGCCGUGAUGAACGAAGUGCGUCGUGCGAAGAACACGAUUCUGUUCAUCGACGAAUUGCACACCCUGGUCGGUGCCGGUGGUGCCGAGGGUGCCAUCGACGCUUCGAACGUGCUGAAGCCCGCGUUGGCCCGCGGCGAAAUCCAGUGCAUCGGGGCCACAACGCUGGACGAGUAUCGCAAGUACAUCGAGAAGGACAGCGCCCUGGAUCGUCGAUUCCAGCUCAUCAUUGUCGAGCCCGCGACGAAGUCGGAAGCGAUCGAAAUUCUCAAAGGUCUCCGCGACCGUUACGAGACUCAUCACCGCGUGCAAAUCACCGACGAUGCGAUUUCGGCCGCGGUCGAACUUUCGAGCCGGUACAUCACCGGACGUUGCCUGCCCGAUAAGGCGAUCGACGUGAUCGACGAGGCGGGAGCCCGAGUCCGGUUGCGUACGAUGACUCGUCCGCCGGAUUUGAAAGAGAUCGACGAAGAGGUCGAACGGCUGAACAAAGAGAAGGAAGAGGCCGUUGCCGAUCAAGACUUUGAGAAGGCUGCCUCGCUGAGGGAUUCGGCCGACAAGCUGAAGAAGAAAAAGCAGCAGAUCACCCGCGAGUGGCGUGACAAGUCGCGCGAAGCCGAUGGCGUGGUCGACGAAGAAGUCAUCGCCGAGGUGAUCUCGAAGAUGACCGGCAUCCCGCUCACGCGGAUGACGACCGAAGAUUCGCUGCGUUUGAUGGAGAUGGAAAAAGAUCUCCACAAACGGGUUGUCAGCCAGGACGAGGCCGUGAAAUCGAUCGCCAAGGCCGUGCGGCGUAGCCGUAGCGGUUUGAAAGAUCCGAAGCGGCCCACAGGGUGCUUUAUCUUCGCCGGUCCGACUGGUGUGGGUAAAACGCUGCUGGCAAAGGCCCUGGCCGAAUUCAUGUUCGGUGACGACGACGCGCUGAUCCAAAUCGACAUGAGCGAGUACAUGGAGAAGCACAACGUCAGCCGUUUGAUUGGUGCGCCUCCAGGCUAUGUCGGCUUCGAAGAAGGCGGUCAGUUGACCGAGAAGAUUCGACGUCGCCCGUACGCCGUGGUGUUGCUCGACGAAAUCGAGAAGGCCCACUCCGACGUGUUCAACAUGUUGUUGCAGGUGAUGGAAGAAGGACGACUGACCGACAGCUUCGGUCGCAACGUCGACUUCCGCAACGCAAUCCUCAUCAUGACAACGAACGCCGGUGCCGAGGCCAUCAAGAACGAAUCGGCCUUCGGGUUCCAAAAGCCCGAUGACGAUGCGUCGUACGACAACAUGAAGGAACGCGUGCACGAGCAGAUCGAAAAGGUGUUCCGACCCGAGUUCCUCAACCGUGUCGACGACGUGAUUAUCUUCCGUCACCUCACGGUCGAGAACCUGAAGUCGGUCGUCCACAUCGAACUGUCGAAGGUUCGCGAACGCCUCCAAGAGCGUGGCUUGAAUCUGAUCCUGACCGAGGGAGCCACCCAGUUCCUGGUGAAGAAGGGUUCGAACACCGAUUUCGGUGCCCGCCCGUUGCGACGUGCCAUUGAGAACUACGUCGAAGAUCCGCUCUCCGAAGAGCUGCUCAAGGGCGAGUUCCAAGGCAUGGACACCAUUACCGUCGACGUACGCGAAGUGGGCGGUAAGAAGCAACUGAAGUUUGACGGUUCGACCGCACAUCCAGAGGAACCUCUGGCCGGUGCAACCGUUGGCGAGGAAGGCGAGUCGUCCGACAAGGAUUCUUCGAACGACGACGAAUCGUAA
This is a messenger RNA of Cladocopium goreaui, 3198 nucleotides long. Lineage: Eukaryota; Dinophyceae; Suessiales; Symbiodiniaceae. The record is from the annotation of a GenBank genome assembly.